Molecule: messenger RNA, 1572 nt
Organism: Adineta ricciae
Lineage: Eukaryota; Metazoa; Rotifera; Eurotatoria; Adinetida; Adinetidae
Source: the annotation of a GenBank genome assembly
AUGUCUUCCUUUUUUCUCAUGCUACCUUUCGAAUUUAUUUAUCGAAUUCUUGAUCAUCUCGAUGAUGAGGCGCUCAUCUUCUCAGCUCGUAACGUGUGCAAACGACUCAAUCUCAUUCUUGAUACUUAUUAUCCAUAUCAGGUGAUCAGAAACAUAAUGAUCGAUAGUUUAUUCAGUGAUGACGAAAGUCAAAUUCUAGACGCUUUAUCUGAAUAUCAGAGAAUAAUAAAUCAAAAAAGUAGACAACUUGACAUUCAGAUCAUCACUCUUGACGUCGUUUCUCGUCUUGUGCAAUUACUAACAUCCGAAAAUGACAAAUUUCAAAAGAAAGCUCUGAGGAUUUUGCUAAAUGUAACCGGAGGAUCAUCAAAGCAAACAAAAUAUGUUGUCGAUGCUGGUACUGUACCAAUUCUGAUUCAAUUAAUGCAAAGUCCGAACGAAAUCACUCAAGAAGAUGCUAUUUGGAUGCUUUCGAAUAUAGCCGGAGACAAUAAGAACUAUCGGGAUUUCGUUCUUGAUCACGGUAUACUCGAACCAUUGUUAAAUGUUUUAUCUGACGACACAUGUACAUUAACAAUGUUAGAAGUAGCGACAUGGUGUUUGUCGAAUUUAUGUCGUUUUGACAGUCCAUCUGUUGAUUUCCCCAAAAUUCCAUCGAUUAUACCUAUCCUAAGUCGAUUAUUACAAAAUAACACAGAUACACGAAUAUUACGUGGAGUUUGCUACAUAAUACGCAAGUUAAUUCAACAGUCGAAUAAACUCAUUUCAACUGUCAUCGAAAAUAGUGUCAUACCUCGACUUAUUCCAUCGAUUAUACCUAUCCUAAGUCGAUUAUUACAAAAUAACACAGAUACACGAAUAUUACGUGGAGUUUGCUACAUAAUACGCAAGUUAAUUCAACAGUCGAAUAAACUCAUUUCAACUGUCAUCGAAAAUAGUGUCAUACCUCGACUUGUGACAUUAUUAGAACAUACAGUUGAAGUGAUUCGAUUAUCAGCUUUAACCGUUAUAAAAGAAAUUCUUGGUGGUAAUGAUCAAGAGAAACAGAUGGUACUUGAUGAUGAUGGUUUUCUUCCUCAUCUAUCAAUGUUAUUUGAUGUUGACAGAACACAAAUCAACGAAAAUCUCUGCGAUGUCAUAGUCAAUAUCACUGCUGGCACGGAAAGUCAAAUUCAAGCUGUUAUUGAUGCCGAUAUAUUUCCACGAAUGAUUCAGUUUCUGUACCUUGAUGCUGAUAAAAUAAAGGAACGUGUAGCUUGUACAAUUAGGAAUUCGACGCGUUUCUCAUCAACGCAAACAGAAUACUUUGUUGGUCAAGGAGCGAUUCCUCUACUAUUUGAUCUGUUACGUUCAUCAGAAACCAAAAUAAUUGAAAUAGUUCUUGAAGGUUUACAGAAUAUUCUUGGAUGGGGAGUUGCGGAAAGUAAACAGAUGCAGAAUUCGAAUCCAUAUACAAUGCUCAUUAAAGAGCUUAAUGAAUUAGACAAAGUAGAAGAACUUCGAAGUCAUCGAGACAAUGAAGUAGCUGCAAGAGCGCGUCAUAUCAUUGAAACAUAUUUUGAUAUUCGUUAA